AUGUCUGCACCUCAGCAAGGAAACGUGGCCGGCGGCAAUGAGGACUACGUCGACAAGGUUCGUGCACUCAUGUCUGCAACGUAUACCCGCAGCUCACACUCGCAACAGGGCAUCGACUCCCUCGAGAAGAAGCAGGGCCAGGACCCCAACAAGCUCCGCUCCGUCAACGAGAAGGUCACCGACACUGCUCGCGGCAUGUUCGAGAAGGCCACUGGUACGUUGCAAGAAUAUCGAGACCACACGAGUGUUCAUCAACGCUAA
Aureobasidium vineae is the source of this 261-nucleotide messenger RNA. The record is from the annotation of a GenBank genome assembly. NCBI's taxonomy places the organism in Eukaryota, Fungi, Ascomycota, Dothideomycetes, Dothideales, Saccotheciaceae.